This is a messenger RNA of Stomoxys calcitrans (stable fly), 2391 nucleotides long. RefSeq names its product cysteine--tRNA ligase, cytoplasmic (gene CysRS). The record is from RefSeq and is a predicted model, not a curated record. Gene Ontology annotation, biological process: cysteinyl-tRNA aminoacylation. The transcript has 6 exons. Gene Ontology annotation, molecular function: ATP binding; cysteine-tRNA ligase activity. NCBI's taxonomy places the organism in Eukaryota, Metazoa, Arthropoda, Insecta, Diptera, Muscidae. The coding region runs from base 98 to 2314 and encodes 738 amino acids. Gene Ontology annotation, cellular component: cytoplasm.
CAGCUGACGCAUUUGCUUCUUGCAACGUGGAGAGGAUUUCAUCAGAAUAUUGUAUUUAUUUACUAUUUGUGCAUUUUAAAUAAUACUUUUUCUCAAAAUGGCAAAACGUCAGCAGCCUUUGUGGCAACCACCUCCCACAGCAGCAGAUACACCGAAACUUCGUCUAUUCAACAGCUUAACAAGACAAAAGGAGGAGUUUGUGCCUUUGGAUGGAAACAAUGUAACUUGGUAUAGCUGUGGACCAACUGUUUACGAUGCAUCUCACAUGGGGCAUGCCAGGUCUUAUAUAUCAUUUGAUAUCUUGAGACGAGUUCUAUCGGACUAUUUUGGUUACAAUAUCCACUAUGUCAUGAAUAUAACCGAUAUUGAUGAUAAGAUAAUAAAACGAGCUCGUCAAAAUUAUCUCUUUGAAUGCUACAAACAGAAGGUCACACAAGCUUCUUUGGAACAACUAUUGGAAGAUCAACGUUCGGUUUUGUCACAGUUCCAAAAUACCUGCGCAAAAAAUACGGAUCCCGAUAAAAAAAUAAUGCUCGACAAAUUGUUCGAUCGCAUGAAUAAUGCAGUGGAGCUCUUAACCAAGGCGGUAACAAAUGGUAAUCAACAAGAGAUAGACAAGGCAAGGGAUUUUUAUCUGUUGGAAGCGAAAGAUCCCAUAUCUGAUUGGUUAGACUCUAAGGAGGGCUCCUCAGUAAAUGAUAAUGCAAUUUUUGAGUCCUUGCCACGUUAUUGGGAAGAUCAAUUUCACAAUGACAUGAAAGCAUUGAAUAUUUUGCCCCCUGAUGUUUUGACGCGUGUCUCCGAAUACGUACCUCAAAUUGUUUCGUUUAUUCAACGUAUUAUUGACAAUGGUCUGGCCUAUGCUGCCAAUGGUUCAGUGUAUUUUAAUGUAAAUGCUUUUGAUGGCAAGGAUAAACAUUUCUAUGCCAAAUUGGUUCCCGAGGCCUACGGCGACACAAAGUCUCUGCAAGAGGGAGAGGGCGACUUGUCAGUGGGGGAAGAUCGUUUAACCGAGAAACGAUCUCCCAAUGAUUUUGCCUUAUGGAAAGCUAGCAAAGCUGGUGAACCUUGGUGGGAUAGUCCAUGGGGCAAGGGACGCCCUGGAUGGCAUAUUGAAUGUUCUGCCAUGGCAUCGGAUAUCUUUGGACCUAUGUUCGAUAUACACACUGGAGGUGUUGAUCUGAAAUUUCCUCAUCACGAUAAUGAAUUGGCUCAAUCUGAAGCUGCCUUUGAUGAAGCAGAAUGGGUUAAAUACUUUUUGCACACGGGUCACCUAACCAUUGCUGGCUGCAAGAUGUCGAAGUCUCUUAAAAACUUUAUAACCAUACAACAAGCUUUACAAAAACAUACACCCUGUCAAUUACGUUUAGCAUUUCUGCUGCAUUCAUGGAAGGACACUUUGGAUUACUCCGACAAUACUAUGGACAUGGCCAUACAGUAUGAGCGUUUCUUAAACGAAUUUUUCCUAAAUGUCAAAGAUCUAACACGUCAUGUCACGACUGAUGAGCCUCGAAGACAAUUUGAUGCCUGGACUUCAAUUGAAGCUGGACUUCAAAAGAAAUACAAUGAAGUAAGAAGUGCCGUGCAUAAAGCCUUGUGUGAUAAUAUUGAUACACGGAGUGCCCUUGAUGCUGUCAGAGAUUUGGUUACAGCUGCCAAUAUUUACAUUCGAGACAAUAAGGAGCGUCUAAACUGCCUAUUGUUGCGAAAAAUUGCCACAUACAUUACCAAUUUGAUGUGCAUCUUUGGAGCUAUAAACCAAAAACCCAACAUGGGUUUUCCAGUGGGUGGUACUUCUGAGGACAAUAUGGACUUGGAGUCAACUGUUCUGCCUUAUGUGGAAGCUACCGCAGAAUUCAGAAACCAAGUAAGAGAAAUGGCCAAACAACUAAAGGCUACCGACAUACUGAAAUUGUGCGAUGAAUUAAGAGAUGAAGUGCUGCCCAAUUUGGGAGUACGUUUGGAGGAUAAAGACGGGGGCAAGUUUGCUGUAAAGCUGGUGGAUCGUGAUACUCUUUUAAAAGAAAGAGAGGCAAAGAAGGCUGCCGAGGCUGAACGUUUGGCAGAGAAAGAACGCAAGAAACAAGCAGCUGCAGAAGCGGCGGCGGCAAAAGAAGCUCAAAAGAAAAUAAAUCCUAAGGAAAUGUUCUUAAACGAAACCGACAAGUAUUCAAAGUUUGAUGAAAAUGGCCUUCCCACACAUGACAAAGAAGGCAAAGAGGUUAGUAAAGGCCUACUUAAGAAACUCCAGAAACUACAGUCUCAACAAGAAGUGCGAUAUAAGGAAUAUUUGGCAACAGUAAAUGCCGCAUAACACUAAGAAAAAUGUCCUUAAAAAUGUUUUAUACUUUUGCAAUAAUAUGUAUUCAAUAAAAUUAAAAAUAAAAAAUA